CACGCGAUUGCGACUAGUUCUAGAUGCAUAGCGGGAAUUGUGGAAGCAAGGGAAAAAAAAUCCGCGUAAUGCAAUUUCAUCUCAAGCCACAGCAGCAGCGUGGUCGUGGUGGAGCGGGCAAGAAAUGGCGCCUCGGAAUUUCCAUCAUCCUUAUGAGCCCUAUCCGAUCCAGACCCAAUUCAUGACCGCGGUCUAUGAAUGCAUUGAGCAAGGCAAAAUAGGCAUCUUCGAGUCACCCACAGGCACCGGCAAAUCUUUGAGCCUGAUAUGCGGCUCGUUGACCUGGCUGCGGAAUCACAAAGCAAAGGACAUUGAAGCAAGUCUGGAACAAGAUGAACCAGACAUCGAUGAGCCUGAUUGGAUUGUGGAGCACGCUCGCAAAGAGCGCCGUGCGAGGGCUCUGCAACAUCGGCAAGAUCUCGAAGCGCGACUUGCACGUAUACGACAGAAUGAACUGAACCUCCAGAAGAAAUACGAGCGUGGCGAGCCUCCUUCCAAGCGGCAGAAAACUGCUCAAGUCGGCGGAGAUGAGGAAGGCGGCGAGGACCAAUAUAUCCUGGACGAUUAUGAGAGUGACAACGAACGCCAGGGCGGUCGCCAGCUCGGCGCCGCGACAGACUACGGCGUUUCAACAGAGACACAGGCGAUUUUAAAAAGGCUCGGCAUGUUUGCGGGAAUGCAGGCCGAAGAGGACGACAUGGAAAUGCCCGACGAGCUCAAGAUUUUUUACUGCUCGAGAACCCAUUCGCAACUCUCACAGUUUGCAAACGAGCUCCGCCGGGUUCGCAUACCUCCGAUCCUGGUCGACAGCGACGUCAAUCGGUCGGGCGAGGAUGAUGUCUCGGAAGGAAUAAAACAUUUGACGCUGGGCGCGCGCAAGAACCUUUGCAUACAUCCCAAAGUGAGCAGGCUGUCCGGUGCUACCGCCAUCAACGAACGCUGCCUUGAGUUGCAGCAGGCAAAAACAUCCCCUGAUCGUCGAUGUCCGUAUCUGCCGAAGAAGGAAGACCAAGCUCUGGUCAACAACUUCCGCGACCAUGCGCUCGCCAAAAUCAGGGACAUCGAGGAUCUGGGAAACGUUGGGCGCAGGAUUGGGAUCUGCCCUUACUACGCUGCUCGCACGGCCAUAAAGCCGAGCGAGAUCGUGACGCUCCCGUAUCCGUUACUGCUUCAAAAGACUGCUCGCGAGGCUCUGGACAUAUCGCUGAAGAACCACGUCAUCAUCAUCGACGAAGCCCACAAUCUCAUGGACGCGAUCACGGCCAUGUACUCGGCCAGCAUAUCUCUCACCCAGCUCGAGCUAGGACGGUCACAGCUUAUCCUCUACCUUUCAAAAUUUCGCAACCGACUGAAAGGCAAGAAUCGCGUCUACGUGACUCAAAUCGUGCGCGUUCUUGACUCCUUGAUCAGCUAUCUCAAGGCCGAAAACGGGACUGGUGGCCGGCAAGCUGGCGUGGUGCCCGUGUCGGACCUAAUGUCCGGCAAAGGCGUGGACCAGAUCAACCUGUUCAAGCUGUCCAAGUACAUACAGGAAAGCCGACUGGCAAGAAAGGUGGACGGAUACGUGGAGUUCACGGAGAAGGAGGCGCAGAAGAGCGCGGGAGGGAAGGCGUCACACGGCGACCGGGAGCGCUCGACUCCCGUGCUGACGCUCAUCGAGAACUUUCUGAUGGCCCUGAUGAACCCUUCCAAAGAAGGCCGGUUUUUCCUCUUCAAGGCGGAGGACGACCAGGGCGUCGGUCUGCAGUACAUGUUGCUCGAUCCCACCUUUCACUUCCGCGACAUCGUCGACGAAGCGCGGGCCGUGAUCCUUGCCGGCGGCACCAUGUCGCCCAUGGACGACUACAUCAAGCACCUCUUCCCGUACGUGCCGGCGGCACGCAUCAUGACGCUGUCCUGCGACCACGUCAUACCGCCGUCGAACUUGCUCGCCUGGUCCGUCGCGCGCGACAGCGCCGGGCACGAGUUCAGCUUCACGUUCCAGAACCGGGCGUCCGGGUCGACGAUGCACGGCGCCGGCCGGACGCUGAUCGAGCUCGCUCGAGCGGUUCCGGACGGCGUGGUCGCCUUCUUCUCUAGCUACGCUUACCUGGACGCUUGCGUCAAGGCGUGGAGGGAGGCCAGGUCGCAGCAUGCACCUGCGUCCAUGUCGUUAUGGGACGAGCUCAACUCCGUCAAGCCCGUCUUCCUCGAGCCCCGCAGCAGCAGCAGCAGCAGCAGCAGCACAGGCGGCGACUCAGGCUCAAGCUCGAACGGCGCGAAACCCAGCGCCGCGGCAACCGAGGCCCUUCUGGCCUCGUUCGCCAAGACGAUCAGCGAAUCCACCGACGGUCGAGGCGCCCUCCUCCUCUCCGUCGUCAACGGCUCCCUCUCCGAGGGCAUCAACUUCUCGGACCGCCUCGGCCGAGCGGUCGUCGUCUUCGGACUGCCCUUCCCCAACGCCCAGUCCGCAGAGUGGAAGGCCAGGAUGGAGUACGUCGCUGCCAAAGAGGAUGGCGCGGCCGGCGGCAAGGCCGCGGCGCAGGAGUUUUACGAAAACGCGACGAUGAGAGCCGUCAACCAGGCCGUGGGGCGAGCAAUCCGGCACAGGAACGACUACGCCUGCAUCUUCCUGAUCGACAGGCGGUACGGCAGCGAGCGGAUACAGGGGAAACUGCCCGGAUGGAUCAGAGGCAGCCUGAGAACGUGCGACGACAUGCGCGAAGUACUGCAAGGAACGAGGGCCUUUUUCGCAGCUAAGAGAGACGGUCAGAGUCGGUGAUCCCCGACUGCUUCUACUUUACAUUUAUC
Messenger RNA from Verruconis gallopava, 2790 nucleotides. RefSeq lists its product as uncharacterized. Gene Ontology annotation, cellular component: nucleus. The transcript has 2 exons. Gene Ontology annotation, molecular function: DNA binding; ATP binding; hydrolase activity, acting on acid anhydrides, in phosphorus-containing anhydrides. Lineage: Eukaryota; Fungi; Ascomycota; Dothideomycetes; Venturiales; Sympoventuriaceae. Gene Ontology annotation, biological process: nucleobase-containing compound metabolic process; establishment of sister chromatid cohesion. The record is from RefSeq and is a predicted model, not a curated record. Bases 125 to 2761 code for a protein of 878 amino acids.